Oikopleura dioica is the source of this 507-nucleotide messenger RNA. The record is from the annotation of a GenBank genome assembly. Lineage: Eukaryota; Metazoa; Chordata; Appendicularia; Copelata; Oikopleuridae.
AUGGAUGAACCACCAGCAGAGCCACCAGUUGGUGGAGAAGAAGUCAACCCAGCUCCUCCGGGGGUUCCAUUAAUCACACAAACCUUUGGGAAUAUAAGCGGAUUCUUCGCUGCUUACGGCUGGUACAUCGUUGCCGGAUUCGUCAUCUUCAGCUUCGUCUGGAAGAACCUAGAAGAGAAGAUCGCGCGAUUCCAAAGAUCCAUCGAAGACGGUCGCAUCAAAAAAGAUCCAGACACGGUAAACAGAAUGGAAGAAGAACGAUUCAACCGACUUGAGCGGCUUCAAAAAGAAUUCGAUGAGAAAGCGAUUAUAAGAAAAGCUCGAGAAGACGAAAUCGCCGCUGAGAAAGCUGAGCGUGAAAAACUCCGACAAACCCUGAAGUUGCCCGAUAUGAGGAGGAGAAAGCUACAAAGGCUGGCAAUUCCUCUUCUUCUGGAGCGCAAAAGAGCACUUCCGGUGCCAAGCAACGUGGAAGCACUUUUAAACGAGGCGAAUACAACCCGUUGA